Molecule: messenger RNA, 4201 nt
Organism: Astrephomene gubernaculifera
Lineage: Eukaryota; Viridiplantae; Chlorophyta; Chlorophyceae; Chlamydomonadales; Astrephomenaceae
Source: the annotation of a GenBank genome assembly
GCUGGGGUGGCUGGGGAAAUGCGAGCGGAAAGGCCGCGGCGGUGGAGCCUCCUCGGCGGUCUCCUGAACCGGCGGCGGCAGCGUCGCGGGGUGGCAGCAGCGGGUCCGCAGCGGCGGCAGGCAGCAAGACACACAAGUCGAAGAGCAUGCCGGCGCUCAGCAAAGGUGGACAAGAUUCCGACAAGGAGGAGGAGGAGUGGGGCAAGUGGUAGGGGGGGCCACUGUGCGGCCUUGGAGCAGAAUCUAGGGGUGGGGUUAGUAACGGGAUAGUAGCCAAGGGAUGGUAGCGGCGGGCUCGCUUUAAUUAUAUAUGUGCAUCUUUUAUCCGAGUAGGCUGACGUGAUUAGACUUUCGGUGGGUGUCAGCGGUUUGCGAGCCCGUCUUUGCCAGAUGCUGGCAGGUGGUAUCGAGUUAGCUAGCGGUGGCCAUAUGGCAUGUGGGUUAAGCGAAACGUGGGUUAAGCGGGAUGCAGGAUUGGCCUGAUGCUAUGUUUGGUGCAUGGGAAAGCUUGGUCUUACUGCGGGCUGCGCGGAAUCCAGCGUACGACGUGUGAUUUCCCCGAAAUGAGCACAUUCGAAGUGGCAUGAAACGCACUGAUCAUACAUGCAAACUCAGUCCACAAUUUAGUCUGUAACGUGCACUCCUUUACAGGCUACGGUGUCCUUCCGUCCACAAGGUUGGCCUUAUCUUCUGCGCACUACUUUGUACACGCUUGCAGAUUUGUUCUGCCGGCUAUGAUACUGGUUGCCAUGCGCGUCCUCACAUACUCGGACAGGCAGCAGUAGAGACAAACCGGGCUCAAGUCCGCCGCAUAUGUAACAGAGUAGUUGAAGCUUUCUUAAAGUGCUUUACCUCUCCAGCUCCGGUUCUGCUUGUUCGCCGAGCACUGCUAACCGCACGUCAGUGGAGAUCUCAGGAUGGAGGCCGGGCAGGAUGGCCAAGAAGGCCACCAGGAGAGCAGCCUGGAUGCUCAAGCAUCCUACGAAGGCAUGCCGGAGGUGAACGCUACAAAUGCUGAAAGCGAAAACCACAAUCAUGACCAGCAACAAGGCGCGGAGCCGGUGUUUGUCAACACCGAGGCGCCGCUCCCAUCAUCACCACCGCCUGCUGCUGCUGAGCCUCCGGGCCUCGGCUUGGAGGCCCCCGCCUUCGUACAGCAGCAGCAAUUCGUAUACACAGAUGCCGCAUCAGCAGCGGAGGCAGCUCCCCCCCAGGAGGCUGCUGCUGCUGCUGCUGUGGGCCCGGAAGCUGCAGCUCCAGGGGUCCCGGAGGGCGGCCCCCUGGGGCAAGCCAGCGCUGGCGGUAGUGGAGAGGAUGGGGCGGGCGGCGAGACCAACAAGAGGCGGCGACGGAAGUGGGGACCGCCCGCAGCGGAUGCGGUUCCGGGUGCUGCUGCGGAGGCGGGGGGUGUUGAUGGAGGGGCGGCGGUGCAUGCAGGGGUGAGCGGUGGGGGUGGUCAUACCUCCUCCACGCCCCCACCGGAGGGAGGAACGCAAGGCGGGGAGGCGGACGGUGCGGAGGGCGACCGAAAGCGCCGGCGCAGGAGCAGGUGGGAGGAGAACGAGGCUGCUGCUGCGGGAGGCGGCGGUACGGCACUGGCGCUGGUGCCGGGCGGGGCGGGCGGGGCGCUGGCGGUGUUUCCGCGGGAGGUGGUGCUGUCGGGGGGGAUCAAGGUCUCGCUCCCCCCCACCAUCACGGGUGAGGGGUCCCUGGCGCAUGCCGACCCCAAGCUGCGGGCGCUUCAUGAGGAGUUGGAGGGACUCAACAGGAGGCUGCAGAACAAUGAGCUGGACAUUCCGCCCGAGGGAGACCCGCGUCGCUCGCCCUCCCCCGAGCCCGUGUACGACAGAAACGGCAUCCGACAAAACACACGGGAGAUCCGCUACCGCGAGCGGCUGCUGGACUGCCGUCACCGGCUGGUGGAGGAGCUGAUGCGGGAGGACCCCAGCUUCAAACCACCCGCGGAUUACAGACCCAAGAAGUACUGGAAGAAGGUGUACAUUCCUCAGGACUCCUUCCCCACCUACAACUUCAUCGGCCUCAUCAUCGGCCCGCGCGGCAACACGCAGAAGCGCAUGCAAAAGGAAACCAACACCAAGAUCGCCAUCAGAGGCCGCGGCUCCGUGAAGGAGGGCGCCUCGCGCGACCCCAAGUACGACUACGGGGAGGAGGAGGAGCUGCACGUGCUGAUCACGGGGGAGCGGCAGGAUGACGUCGACAAGGCUGUUGAGAUGAUCGAGCGGCUGCUUGAGCCCAAUGACGACACGCUCAACGAACACAAGCGGCUGCAGCUGCGCGAGCUGGCGGCACUGAACGGCACGCUGAAGGACGAGGUGGCCUGCUACAUUUGCGGCGAGAGCAGCCACCGCAGCAACGAGUGCCCCAAGCAGCAGGCGGUGGAGGUGUACAAGCUGCCCGAUGACAUUCGUUCCAAGGUGGAGGAGCAGUAUGCGCGGGAUGUGGCGCGCAUGGCGGGCGAGGGAGGCGCGGCGGCGGGGCGGGGGCUGGAGGACGAGUACAAGAGCUUCCUGAGGGAGCUGGGCGGUGCCCCCCCGCCCGAGAUGCUAGGCGACCUGGCUGCACUGGAGGCGAGGGAGGGCGGCGGCAGGCCGGGGCUGGGCAGCGGCGGGCGGCCGCGCAGGCCUGGAGAUGAUCUGCCGGAGGAUCACAAGAUCUACAUUGCAGGCCUACCGCCCGUCUUCAACGAUGUGAUGCUGCGGUCCAUGUUCGAACCCUUCGGCAAUGUGUUGUAUGCGGUGGUGGCAACGGACGGAGCGGGCAACAGCCGCGGCUUUGGAUUCGUGCACAUGCCGGAUGCCGCCACCGCCAAGGCCGCACGGGACGGUAUGGAUGGGCGGCUCAUUGAGGGCAAGCCACUCACAGUGCGGUUGCGCAGCGAGCGGAAUGAGCGCGGGCCGCGAGGGGGGCCGGGGCUGGGAGGCGGCGGCGGCGGUCCCUCGGAGGGGGUGGAUGAUGCGUGCAAGUUAUACCUGGGGCAGCUGCCGGCCACUGCUUCGGAACAGCUGCUGCGGCCGCUGUUCGAGCCGUUCGGCCCCGUGCUGGAGCUGCGACUCAUCCGGGACCGGGAGAGCGGCGGACUCAAGGGCUUCGGCUUCCUCACCAUGUCCACCCCGGCCGCCGCGUCCGCCGUGAUGCGCGCCAUGCACGGAUACCGACUGGACGGGAAGAACAUCGUGGUGAAGCAGGCGGGGGCGCCGCCGGGCAGCGGCAGGGACGAGCGGGGAGGCGGCGAGGGACCGCACCGGGACUUCCACAGGGGUCCCAAGCACGACGGUCAAGGCCGCAUGAUGGGCCCCGCGGGGGGACCCCCUCCGCCCCCCGGCCACUUCCCGCCCGGACCCGCACCCCCUCCCGGCGGGCCGCCUCCCCACUACCCCCCGCCCGGCGCGCCGUACCCGCCCUCCGGCCCCCCACCGCCCUACCCACCACCCUACCCGCCGCCGCACCCACCGCCGCACCCGCAAUGGGGGCCCUACGGCAGCCCCUACCCCCCUCCCGGAGUGCCUCCGCCGCCGCCCUACGGCCCGGGGGCCCCUCCGCCGCCGCCCCCCGGAGCCCCGUACAACCCGUACGGCGCUCCCAUGCCGCCGGACCACGGGUACGGCAUGGCACCUCCGCCGCCGUACGGAGGCCCCCAGCAGCAGUCGUACGGGUACGGGGCUGCGGCGGGCGGGUACGGCGGGGACUACGGAGCUGCGGGGUACGGGGGGGCAGCGCCGCCGCCCCCGCCCUCCUACCCCCCACCGCUGCCACCCUCUCAGCCUCCGCCACCGCCUCCGCCGGAUGCGGCGCCCGGAGGUGAGGCGCAGCCACCCCUGCCGCCGGGCACGGGCGCCGAGCAGCAGCAGCAGCAGCUGAACGAGUACGAACGCUUUAUGGCGGAAAUGCAGCGCGGUUACACGUAGGACGUGUUGGUUUAGGUGUGCAGAGGCCGUUGUGCGGUUGCGGGUGGUCCUUGAGUUACGUGUUCUCCAGUCUUUACCCUGGUCUGACUGGCAGCGUGGGUGCGUUCCGGCAGCGCAGGCAUAGCAUCGUAGCCGCUUGGAUUGGGAAGUGUCCGCAUAUGAGUUCGACUUCAGGCUGCUUGAACAUGUAACUGCUUGCUGAAGACCCAGGGAGACGGGGCGUGUAUUGGCCAGUGUUGUGAACGAACCAACAUAUGGUAAUUACCUUGUGCCGA